Molecule: messenger RNA, 3143 nt
Organism: Effrenium voratum
Lineage: Eukaryota; Dinophyceae; Suessiales; Symbiodiniaceae
Source: the annotation of a GenBank genome assembly
GCCAAGUAUCCUUGUGAGACUGAACUUGCCGGGAUUUGCUUCUCCUGAGCCGUUCCGCCUCACAAAUGCCCCCACCUCUAUUGCCGGGCUGGCAUGUGCUGUGCUGGAGGAGAUAGGAGGUUUCAACAAGGAAGAGCUGGAUGCCGUGAGAAACCACUUGGACCAAGUGCCGCUGACUCUCCUCGGAGAGCUGUGCGCUGGUCAGUUGGUGGAGCUGGCCUCUGAUGCUGAGCUGAGAGUGUUCUUGUCUACCGCUGAGUCACCGAAAGGUCCUGCCAUCAUUGAGGUUCGACCGAGGCACGGUGGAAGCUCAGAGGCCAUGGACCACGCACUGGUGCAGAGUCCAGUCGGUUGGCAGCAGUCACCAACGCAGUCAGAUGGUCCGGUGCCAGGCGUGCAUGCUUCAAGCCAUGAGGUUCGCCGAAAUGGUGAGCACGCCCGGUUGCAUCCACCAGAAGGGUGGUCAAAUAACGCCAAGUCGUCACAGAUGUCUCAGCAAGAUCAGGAGCUGCAGGAGCAUCUAAGACUGCAGGAAGAGCUGCAGCUGAAGCAGAGAGAGCUACAGCAACACCAGCAGCAACUACAGCAGCAAUUUGAGCAGCGCGCCCAAAGACAGCAAGCGCAGCAAGCGCGGCCAGCGCAGCAAGCACGGCCAGCGCAGCAAGCGCAGCAAGCAAAAUCAGAGGAAUGGCUGGAACAUGAUUUGCCCAAGCGGCAUGUGCCAGCGCAGUUUGCUUCGAUUCCUAGCCCAGUGCCCGAUGAGUCCUCGUUGCUGACAAGCAGUUGCUGGGAUCUUCCUGGCGAGGACAGAGAAGACAGGCGCGCACUGCAACAUUCUCCUUCAGCGCCAGCUUUUGUUAACGGUUCGCAUGAAGGCCAUGCGAUCUCGCGGAAUGAAAUGCACAUGCCACUCCGUUCUCCUCCGCCAAAGCGGUCGAGCACGCCUGAUAGCCAGCGGCGAGCUGCGCGCUCGGGCGCACACGAGGCCGCGUCCCGUGCAUCUAGUGUUUCCAGCAGGAAUGCACUGAGCAGGGAGGCUCCGGUUUGGCGCACGAUGAAGCGAUUCGGGCGUACUGUCUUGGCAUCAUUGCAGGCUCCUGUACAUAUUCGUCUUUACCAGGAGAAGGAUGACCGGCGCCGUCGCCUGGAGCAGGCUCGCCUCCGGCGCCUGGAGAAAGAGGAGGAGGACUUGCGGAUGGCAGCCCAAAAAGCGCUGGGGCGCCAGCCCAGUCCUGCAAGACGGCGCGAGCCCAGCCCAGGGCCGGACAGCUUCCAUGCUGGUAGAGGCGAUGCUCUUAGAACAAGGCCGCCAAUGCCAGAGAGGCCCUCCAGCGCAGGAUCGCGAUCUCGUGAAGGUGGGAGUCUUCAAGGGGCGGACCGACCCAGCGGUAAGACAGCUCGGAAAGCCGAACGGCAACAGGAUGCAAACGGUGCUGCACCUUUGCCUCAAGAGACGGCCAGCGUGACCUCAGAGUCUGGGGCUCUAGGCGGGCAAGUGGCUGACUUGAGCUUGGUGAAAGGCGCACAGGCACGCAAUGGAUUGCAGAGUCCUGUGCUCCUUCAAUUUGAAGGAGAUUUUGGCGAAGACGCCCCUAGCGUUGCUCGGGCUUGCGGGCUGACACCGCCAGACUUACCUCCCUUCACUGAAGGACCACUGGCAACGGACGAGGUCAGCAACCUUUGCUCUGCAAUUGUCUGCAAUCCGCGAUCCUUUGACGACUGGAUUGCUUUGAUCAAAGUGGUCGAAGCGCACGGAUCCAACUGCGAGCUCACGCAGAUGUACCAAGGCUUUCUGGAAGAAUUUCCACUCUGUUGGGGAUACUGGAAGAGGCUGGCAGAGUUGCAGUCACGUUGUGGCGGAGUCGAGGCUGGCCUCAGCGUUUAUGUCAAGGCGUUGAAGCUGGUGCCCGCUUGUGUGGACUUGUGGGUUCACUACUGUGAAGCCGCUUGUGUGUCAUCCAGCAACACCUCAGAGAUGGAGGAUCGACUCCGCCACCUGUUCGAAGAAGCUAUAGAUGUGGUUGGCCGAGACUGGCGCGCAUUUCCUUUGUGGGAGCUAUACUUCAACUUUGAGGAGAGGCAUCAACAAUGGAAGCGCCUUGGUGUUCUCAUCCGCCGGGCAAUGGCAAUCCCCAUGGAGGGCCUCUCAGCAGUUCGUGUGCGCCUGCGUGCACUGGUGGUUGGAGAUAGUUGCCCCCCUCUUGAGGAGCUUUGCUGCGAAACGGAAGUCCAGGCUCUUGAGGAGAGGGGCGAUGCAAGCAUCGAGGCUUCCUGCCAUGAGGAAGCGGCAGUAGCACCCGUGAUUCCGACAGAGAACUCUGAGGCUGAGGCUGGACCGAAACUCGAAAAGGAGCUGGAGGAAGGCGAAGUUGACGACUCGGAUGACGAGCUUGCAGAAGAAACCGCGAAAGCAGAACAUGGAGCUGGAGCGAGAUGCAAGGUUCAACUUGUGCUCAAGCAUCCCGCGGAGAAGACAAGCCAUCAGCCUGAGCCGGCACUGAAGCCAAAGGACGAACGAGCUGAGCGGGCCAGGCGGUUUUUGGAGAUGCGAGAGGACAUUUGGAGCGGUGCCGCGUCUGAAGUCGCGAUGCUGCAAGAAUACGAGGCCCCCUUGUAUCGGCAAUACUUCCACAACAAGCCGUUGGGCAUUGCCCAGCUUGACGCGUGGCGCCACUAUUUGGAUUUCGAGGAGUCUCGACAGCCUCGGCAAUGGCGGCGGCUGUAUUCUCUCUUCGAGCGCUGCUUGGUGGUCACAAACAACUACUUGGAGUUCUGGCUUCGCUAUGCAAGCCUUCUUGAAGAAGCUGAGGUGAUGACUGGAAAUCAACCGGAGCUUGCCUGCAGCCUGCUUCAAGGCGCCUGUCUCUCUGGUCGUCUUGCCAGAAGGGCAGAUGCAUUGGCAGCAUGGGCUGAGUUAGAGGAGCCAGUGUGGCCGAGCCGCCCGCGCUCGCCUGCUGCUGGAUGCGGGUCUAUCAAGUUGUGGUCGAGGCUCAACAGAGCUGGCGUUGCGACGGGCAGCCCUUGAGUCUCGCCACCAUGAUUGCACAAAAGCUGUAGAGCUUUUGCAGCAAUUGGCGGGGCAGGCAUCAAGCACUGCAUCCCGGGCCAUUCUGAGUCGCCGCUUGGCGCGUCUUUGCGAGGAC